Messenger RNA from Lachancea lanzarotensis, 2622 nucleotides. RefSeq names its product LALA0S10e01728g1_1 (gene RFC1). The record is from RefSeq and is a predicted model, not a curated record. Bases 1 to 2622 code for a protein of 873 amino acids. Gene Ontology annotation, biological process: DNA replication; DNA repair. Lineage: Eukaryota; Fungi; Ascomycota; Saccharomycetes; Saccharomycetales; Saccharomycetaceae. Gene Ontology annotation, cellular component: nucleus; DNA replication factor C complex. Gene Ontology annotation, molecular function: DNA clamp loader activity; ATP hydrolysis activity; ATP binding. The transcript has a single exon.
AUGGUUAACAUCGAUACGUUUUUCAAGAAAGGAGCAUCGAAAGAACCAUCUGGCUCAAAAAAAAAUGCUUCAACUACCCUUAACGAGUCGCAAUCAUCAAAAAACAAAGUGACGGAUACUAUUAAUUUGGAUUCCGAUGAGGACUUCGAUCAAUUUGAUUCCCAAGCUACCAGUUUGCCUAAACAUGAAGACUCAAUUGCGAUUAUAGAUGAAGAGCCUGUUCCCAAAAGAAAGGCUCCAGUUGUGGCUAAAUCUGCAGCACCACCUAAAAGAAGUGGACAAUUUGGCAGUGCCGCUUCAUCACCGCAGAAAAAAUCCAAAAUUGCCAAAAAAGAGGCACUUACCAGCACACUUUCACUAGAAGCCCUUUUGGCCAAGAUCCCAUCUGUGGAUUUGGACGCAGUUCAUGUAAAAGAAAAUGUGAAAUUUGAUUUUAGAGCAAGCGAGCAAAGUGGAGCUACUUCUGGAAUUACAGCCGACGUGGACUUCCCUGAGGGUGCACCCAACUGUUUACUGGGACUCACCAUUGUGUUCACGGGACAAUUACCGACCUUGGAACGGGGAGAUGCCGAGGCUAUUGCAAAACGAUACGGUGCCAGAGUCACAAAAUCCAUUUCCAGCAAGACUUCUUUGGUAGUACUUGGAGAAGAGGCUGGACCCAAAAAGCUAGAAAAGAUUAAGGAAUUACACAUCAAGGCCAUCGAUGAGGACGGUUUCAAGCAGCUCGUUUCUGGAAUGCCAGAAGAGGGCGGUGACAACUCCGCUGCAGAAAAGGCUCGUCAGAAGCUCAAACUGCAGGAAGAAGCCGCUCAAAGAGAAGCCGAAGAAAUGGAAAAACGCGAGCAGGAGCAAAAAGAAAAACUGAUAAAACGCCAAAAAGAACGUGGAGUUACUGCUCCAGACUCUAGGCCCGUCACCAGAGAAGAAGAUAAGCUUUGGACGGUGAAAUACGCCCCUACAUCGCUGAAUCACAUUUGUGGGAACAAGACAAGCGUUAACAAGCUGAGGACGUGGCUCAGCAACUGGGCGUCCUGUAAAAAAAAUGAUUUCAAACAGCCCGGAAGAGACGGUUCUGGUGUUUUCAGAGCUGCGAUGUUAUAUGGUCCCCCCGGCAUAGGCAAAACUACUGCCGCUCAUUUGGUUGCCAAGGAGCUGGGAUAUGACGUCUUGGAGAGGAAUGCAUCAGACGUGCGGUCAAAGUCGUUAUUGAACGCGGGUGUUAAAAACGCUUUGGAUAAUACGUCAAUUGUUGGAACACUCAAAUCUAGACAUGGCGGCGAUGCUAACCAAAAAAACUUUGUCAUUAUUAUGGAUGAGGUAGAUGGUAUGAGCGGAGGUGAUCGAGGAGGAGUGGGUCAAAUGGCGCUAUUCUGUCGCAAGACCUCGAUGCCCAUGAUUCUGAUCUGCAAUGAGAGAAAUUCACCGAAGAUGAGACCGUUUGACCGAGUUUGUCUGGACGUACAGUUUAGAAGACCAGAUGUCAAUAGCAUUAAGGCCAGAUUAAUGACCAUUGCGGUAAGAGAAAAGUUUCAGCUAGAUCCUAACACUAUAGAAAAACUUGUUGAAGCCACAAGAGGAGACAUCAGGCAAGUGAUAAAUCUCCUCUCCACAAUAUCCACCACUACAAAGAAAAUCGGCCAUGAAAACGUUCAAGCCAUCGCACAAGCUUGGGAAAAGAACAUUGCUUUGAAACCAUUUGAUAUUACGCACAAAUUGUUUGAUGGACGCAUAUUCUCAGACAUUGGCUCGCGAACGUUCCCUUUGUACAAAAAAAUGGAACUGUAUUUUGAUGAUUUUGACUUCACUCCCUUAAUGAUACAGGAGAAUUAUUUGAACACCAGACCUUCCAUGCUUAAUGCUGGGCAAACACACUUAGCCGCCGUCGCCGACGCUGCUGAAAGUCUUUCGCAAGGCGACUUGGUUGAAAGAAAGAUACGAAGCAGCGAACAAUUGUGGAGUUUACUGCCGUUUCACGCCAUCAUGUCUGCAGUUCUUCCAGCAUCAAAGGUAGCAGGUCAGAUGGCUGGUAGAAUUAAUUUUACUUCUUGGUUGGGUCAAAAUUCCAAGGCUGGGAAGUACUACCGUCUGUUACAGGAGUUGCAGUAUCAUACAAGGCUGAGCACUUCUACUGAUAAACUGGGUCUGAGGAUGGAUUACAUGCCCACCUUGAAGCGUAGAAUGUUAGACCCUCUACUAUCUGAUGGAAGCGACGCCAUUCCGGACGUGAUUCAAAUCAUGGACAACUAUUACUUAUCGAAGGAGGACUGGGACUCGAUCAUGGAAUUCUUGAUCGGUAAUGAUAAGACUGAGUCUCUGAUCAAGAAGAUUCCUACUGCAGUUAAAAGUGGGUUCACCAGAAAAUAUAACGCGAUGGUCCACCCUGUUGCUAUCUACAAAACAGGAUCUACUAUAGCGGUCGGUGGAAGAUCCAAGGAGUCGCCUGAUUUUGAAGAUGUAGUUGAUGCUGACGAUGAAGUCCCCCCAGCAGACGAUGAAGAUGACACAAAGGAGGACAAUGACUUCAAGAAGGACAAACUUAUCAAACAGGGCAAGCCCAAAGCUUCCAAGAAGAGGGCAGCGCCAGCGUCGAAAAAGGCGCCCGCUAAAAAACGCAAAAGUUGA